AAUUUUUUCCGUAAGAAAUGUACAUAAAUAAAUAAAUAAAUUUUAAAAUUGAAAUUUAAAAAAAAAAUAGUUGAUUACACAUAAAUUUCCUUGGUGAAUAAAUAAUGAUGAUACUAAUAUUUUAUUAUUAUAAUCACAAAUAAAAUCAUAAAAUCUAUAAAGAUAUUUCGACAGGACAAGAAAGAAGGGAAGCCGGCGCAACUAUUAGGACCUAGGAGCGGCCGUUCCCCCUUCUGAGAACCAAAAACUGCAACAGCAAAGCCUUCCCUUGAGUAGUCUCCAUUAGUACCAGCAGUUUUGAGGUAAGCCAAAGCGAUCUCCUUUACAUCUCUUAUUUACAAGUAUCAAAAUUUUUUUACCGGUAAAUCAAUAUCUUCAAUUUCAUUUAACAAGAUUUGAUCUUUGAUAUGAACUCAUCAGCUCUUCUCAAAAGGCAAAAGCUCUUAAAAAUCCUCAAAAACUCUUUUGUUUUCCAUCAAAGUUGCCCAAAACACAGAACCCUCCAAAACCCAUGUGCUCAGGUACAAAACCCUUUAAGGGUUUUAUGGGUUUCUCAGUACUCAUCUCAAUCCACCAAGUUCCCUGAGUACGAAAUGCCCUCUGUCACUUGGAGUGUUGUUCAAGGGAAAAAAGAGAAGCUGGUUAACCGUGUCAAAAUAUGUGAUUAUCUUAAAACCUUAGGAAUAAUCCCCGAUGAAUUAGAGAAUCUAGAAUUACCCUCUACUGUUGAGGUUAUGUCUGGGCGUGUUGAGUUCUUACAGAGACUUGGAUUAACUGUUGAUGAUAUCAACGAAUACCCUUUAAUGCUUGGUUGUAGUGUGCGUAAAAACAUGAUACCUGUCUUAGGUUACUUGGAAAAAAUUGGAAUUCCUAAGUCGAAACUAGGCGAGUUUGUUAAGAAUUAUCCGCAAGUGUUGCAGGCAAGUGUGGUUGUUGAGCUUGCUCCUGUUAUUAAGUUUCUUAGGGGCCUUGAUGUGGAGAAGCAGGAUAUUGGAUAUGUUCUACAGAAGUACCCGGAGUUGUUGGGGUUUAAGCUUGAAGGGACAAUGAGUACUUCGGUUGCUUACUUAGUGAGCAUUGGAGUUAGUCCUAGAGAUAUUGGGCCUAUGGUGACGCAAUAUCCAUAUUUUCUAGGGAUGAGAGUUGGGACUGUGAUUAAGCCGCUUGUGGAUUACUUGGUUUCUUUGGGAUUGCCGAAGAAGAUUUUGGCUAGAAUGUUGGAGAAACGGGCAUACACACUUGGUUAUGAUCUUGAAGAAACUGUUAAGCCUAAUGUUGAUUGCUUGAUUAGUUUUGGAAUAAGGAGGGAAGCAAUUGCUUCGGUUAUAGUGCAGUAUCCGCAAAUUCUGGGGUUACCUUUGAAAGCUAAGUUGUCUACACUACAGUAUUUCUUUAAUUUGAAGCUCAAGAUUGAUCCAGAUGGGUUUGCUCGUGUUAUUGAGAAGAUGCCACAGAUUGCUAGCCUCAAUCAAAAUGUGCUUAAGAAGCCUAUAGAGUUUCUUGUGGGGCGGGGACUGCCAUUAGAUGAUGUAGCAAAGAUGUUUGUGAAAUGUCCCCAAUUGGUUGCACUACGAAUUGAGCUCAUGAAGAAAAGCUAUUAUUACUUCAAAAGUGAGAUGGGGAGGCCAGUGAAAGAGCUCGUGGAGUUUCCAGAGUACUUUACGUACAGCUUUGAAUCUAGGAUUAAACCUAGGUACCUUAAGUUACAAAGCAAGGGAAUCCGGUGUUCAUUGAAUUGGUUCUUAAACUGUAGUGACCAGAGAUUUGAAGAGAGAUUGCAGGGUGAUUAUAUUGAAUCUGAAAGCUUGGGACCAUCAUUUUGCAUGGGUGGGAAAUUGGAGCUACCAGGAAAUGACAUUCUUUCAGAUGAGGAAUAUGAGAGUGAUGAUGAAGUACUUUAUAAAUGCACUGUUUCUCUGUAGUAAAUUUUUGUUCAUUAAAUUAAUGAAUUAAGUUCAAUUUAAUCUGCAAUAUCUCGUCCAAGUUUUUUGUCUUUAUGUCUGUAAUUCUGCUUUUAGUUGUUGUUAUAUUUGGAUUUUAUCCCUAAAUUCAUUGUUACACUACAAUGUGUGCACAAGCGCAUCCUCACUUUCCCACACUUGCAUAGACUAAUACAGCCAUAUAGACUUAUCUAUUUAUAAAGAUUGAUGAAAUUGGCUUCCUGUGAACUGUCUUUUGCUUUUGCAAUUUGGUUUUGUAAG
Messenger RNA from Durio zibethinus, 2201 nucleotides. RefSeq names its product Mitochondrial transcription termination factor family protein. Gene Ontology annotation, molecular function: double-stranded DNA binding. NCBI's taxonomy places the organism in Eukaryota, Viridiplantae, Streptophyta, Magnoliopsida, Malvales, Malvaceae. Gene Ontology annotation, biological process: regulation of DNA-templated transcription; developmental process. The record is from RefSeq and is a predicted model, not a curated record.